Molecule: messenger RNA, 404 nt
Organism: Scutellospora calospora
Lineage: Eukaryota; Fungi; Glomeromycota; Glomeromycetes; Diversisporales; Gigasporaceae
Source: the annotation of a GenBank genome assembly
GUCCACAUUAUAGAGAUUCACUCGAACAAAUUUUUAAAACAAUAUAUGAAAGAUGUCAUAGCAUUAUAGAUUUUUCGAUUAUCAGAUUUUCAAGUUGUUUAAAUUACUUAGAAAUUCUCUGGGUUCUGAAUUUACAACAUUUGAUACUUUAUCAGAAUUAUUUUGAAAUUAAUUUAAUGAAUAUGAAAUUGAGUCAUUAUUCAAAAAAUCUGGCUAAAUCUUUACCUAAAUAUAUUAAAGAGAUUAAAAUUUGGAUAAUAUUAAAUCCAAAUUAUGAAAAUGAGUUAAUUUUAGAUGAUUUGCGUUACUUUUUUAAUAAUCUUGAUUUUAAAAACUCUUUUGCACUCUUAGAAAUUAUACACCCAUAUCAAGUGUUUUCUAGGAAUAUUCAUUUUGAUAAAACU